Molecule: messenger RNA, 5156 nt
Organism: Bicyclus anynana (squinting bush brown)
Lineage: Eukaryota; Metazoa; Arthropoda; Insecta; Lepidoptera; Nymphalidae
Product: protein bunched, class 2/F/G isoform-like
Exons: 4
Coding region: 241-3360 (1039 amino acids)
Biological process (GO): regulation of transcription by RNA polymerase II
Source: RefSeq, a predicted model, not a curated record
CAUAAUGCAUUGCGCAUAAAUGGCCGCCAUGUUGCUGCCGUCUGAAAGAUGUUCACAUCUGUGUCUGUUUACUAAUGAAUUUUAAGAACUUUAAUAGCUAAAUUACUGUGUUUGUGAAAUUGUGAGUGUACAAUGGUUUUAUAUUACAUACAUAUUUGUGAUUAAAAAGUCUGUCAAAUGUCUCUGAAGCCAAUAAACAGUGAAAUUUUCUUUAGGUAGUCAUUCGAGUCAGACGGCAUAAUGGCUGACAAUCUGAUUCAAAAGUCACAUAAAACUAGUGAAAAAAACAAGUAUAACAACGUCGUUCAUCGCACUACGAGUGAAUCUCUUCGACUGAACGAGUCGGAGAAGGGAGUGACUCACCCGACGAGUCUUCAAUCCACCCAUAACCCAAGGAAAAUAUCUUCCUUUCAGAUAACCAGUGUGACUGUUGGCUCUCGGGUGAGCACUGAUGCAGGCGAGGAUUCUGCGGACGAUCUAGACGAAUCUCACACCGACGACAUCUCGAGGGUGACGGACAUAGAGAAUGAAACGCCGAGCUACUCGGAGGACACCUUCUCGAAAGACGACGUAUUUUACAACGCGUCGAGUGCAUCGUUAGGCUGCGCGCCCGUCAUCCCGACCAGCUCGCAGUACGGGCUCGCGAUCGUCGGCCAGGGCGACGCGGCCGCGCCACUGGGAGGAGGAGUGCCAAAUAGUAAUAGCGCAGAAGCGAAUGAUAUGCACGUCAGCGUCACGAACGCGGCUGCCGGCAGCGUCAUCAACCUCAUCGGCAACUCCAAGCCGCAGGAAGGUAUGAAGGAGAUACAAGAACAUGUGCGGAAUGAAAGGUUUAAAGUUGUUAAAAUCGAAAGCACUGAGCCUUUUCGUCGUGGUCGGUGGAUGUGCAUGGAUUACCUCGACCAUACUACAACCCAACCAAAUGCUACUAUCACUCUCAAUAACAACAUAGAUGUAACAGAGACUAAUGUGUUGCAAGCUCCCGACAGUGGUGUGGUUAUAAACGAUAGUCAACACGAUGAAAUGUGUAAUGAUUUGUCCAACAAAGGGCCUAAAGAUCAAGUAAGUGUUGUACAGCAAAUGGAACAAUGUGUUCAGAAACAAUUCCCUAUGGCUUCCCCGGGACAAUCUUUGACCCAACCUAUCAAUAUAGUUCAACAACAAAUGCCCGUCAACCAGGCGAUGUCUGUACAAUCUCCUCCUCUAGAGGUGCCGCAACAAAUGCCAAAUCAGAACAUGCAGAAUAACCAGCAAGUUGGUCAACAGCAUCCACAAAGCAUGACACACAUCACAAUGCAAAAUGCAACACAGAGCCAUCCGCCGCCCACCCAGCAACAACAGGUACAGCAAAUACCACAAAGCUAUCCCCAACACCAGCUGCAACAAGUGAUAGCCCAAUCGCAAGUUAUGGCACAAUCUCAAGGCAUUGCCAUGCAACAAAUACCAAUGCACCAGCAAAUGCCACAACAAAUGCAGCAAAUUCCUAAUCAGCAAAUGCAACAGAUGGGUCAACAUCUACCCCAAGCUCAGCUCACUAAUAUGCAAUUACAGCAGCAAAUGCCUCAGAUGCAAGGCAUACCCAACCAAGGGCAACUAACCCAAGUUGCUGGACAACCACCCCAAAUGCAACAAAUUCAAAUGCAACCUAUGCAAGGCCAGCCAAACCAGCAACAAAUACACCAAAUGCAACAAGCGCAGAUACCUAAUAUGGGACAAAGUCAUCACCUCCAGAGUCAGCAAGCGAUGGGCACACAGCAAGCCCAGUUGCAACAUUUGUCUAGUCAGGCCCAAAUGCAGGCAUUGCAGAAUCAACAAAUGCCAAAUCACAUUCAACAAAUGCAGAUACCUCCUCAAUUAUCUGCCAACCAACAGAUGACCCAAAUGCAAACUCAAAUGCAUCAGUUGCCAUCCCAGCCGCAACCGAUACACCCUCAAAUGCAACAGCAGGGAAUGACUGUCGCUCAGCCACAGUACAACCAAGCAGUGAAUCAACAACCUAAUCCUCAGACCAUGAUCAAUGCAACAAUACCAUCACAACAACAACCAAUGGUUCAACAACAACAUAAUGUUCCUCAGUACCAUGCACAGCAAUCUCAGAUGCCACAGCAGGGACAGACCUUGCCUCAAGAGGUGCUGACUAGUAUUGUAACAUCACAACAAGGUGCAACUCUCCCAACUAAUCUCCAGCCAAUGGCCACACAACCCCAAGGUUCCACAUUGCCGGCCAAUCUUCAGAUGGGUGGACAGCAGCAGACCGCAGUGCAUACCAUGGCUCCGCAGCAAGGAGGCAUGCAGCAGGGGAACAUUCAAAUUAUGACAGCUCCGCAGAACAUGCAGAUGACUCUAGAUGCAAAUCAGCCCAGUAUGCAGUUACCUGCCUCAGAUCCUAUUUACAUCCAGCCCACUAAUGUCGGUCAACAGAUGCCAACACACAUGACUCAGCCACAAAAUAUGUUGCAACAACAAGUAAGCGGGCAGGCGCAGAUGGGCGGAGUGCAAUAUGUUCCUAACCAGCCCGUGGCACAGAUGUCUAUGGGGCAGCCUAAUAUUCCCAUGUCAAUGCAACAGAGCAUGCCCGUCGGAAUGGGUGGAGGCGUCCAUGCGAAUGUGGUGCAAUCUCAGACCAGUAUGGCUCUCGGAUACGGUGGUGUGGUGCCUGUGAUGUCCCAGAGUAGUGUAGCGCCCGUUGAGGCGACCGUGUCCGGAACUAACUCGCCAGUCGUGUCCAUGCCAGUCAGUUCUGCCGCGUACGUGACCAACGCACCGCAGCCGGUGCAUGACAGUCAGGGCUUCGGCAGCCCCGUGAGUGCAGUGGUGUCUCAUGCCAUCAGUGGCGCAGUGGUGAGCAACGUGAAUGUGAAUGCGAGUGAUAGUGGUGCUCCAGAUGUGGCUCCGGACAUCCAGGCCACAGACACCGGGGAUGGCAAGGAGGAUAGUCAGGCCGCUCCGCCACCGGAGGAUGAAAGCAUCAGCGGCUUGGCGUUGGCGCUGGGCGGCAGCGGCAGCGGCAGUCCAACGGCGGUGGACGCGAGAGGAUCCACCGCGACCUCCCGCGCGCCCUCGCCUCCGCCCUCUGAAAGACAGCAGCUUACCAGCGCUUCAGGCACAAGCGCCGUGGCCAUCGACAACAAGAUCGAGCAAGCUAUGGAUCUGGUCAAGAGCCACUUGAUGUUCGCGGUGCGCGAGGAGGUGGAGGUGCUGAAGGAGCGCAUCGCGGAACUGAUGGAGAGGAUCAACCAGCUCGAGGUGGAGAACAGCUACCUGCGCGCGCACGCGAGCCAGGACACGCUGGCGCAGCUGCCGGCCGUGGGCGCCAAGCCGCCGCCGCAGCCGCAGGGCCCGCAGCCGCCCGCGUCGUAGGGCGCCGCGUGACACCGCCGCGCGGCCCGCCCGCCGGCUGUGCCCGCCCCCCGCGCGCCGCCCGAGCGCGCGCCCGCUGACCCGCGCGCGCGCCCGCCGGCCCGCCUCGCGCGCCGCGAUGUAGUUAGCGCGUCGCCCGCGUCACCCGCGCUCGCCGAGCUUCGACAUUACUGCUUGGAUCUAAUAGAAGUAUAUUUUCCCGUUAUUUAAUCUUUAGGGUGCAGAAUUUCGCCACGCUUCCGCUACGCAUCUCGGCGACGCCUCGUCCACGUAACUGAUUCACGAUACAAAUACUUUCCGAUCGGUGUGUCCACCGCAUACGGGAUACGUGCGACUGUGAGCACCGACGUUCGUAACGUGUACCUACUACUGCGCAUAACAUUAUAUCUCUAAGUCGUGUGUUUAUAUGAUAGAUAUAUCAAUUAAAAUAAAAUAGUUAAAUAAUACACGCAUUAUUGAACAAUGACUGUUAAUUUAUUUAAUAUUUUUUUAAAGGUACCUAUUGUAAGUUAAGUUAUUUAUCGAGUUUUAAAAAGAAACGUAUUGUAACACAAUAAAAUGACAUUGUGAUGUGAACUUGACUCUGCAGUUAGUUGUUUUAUGGAUUUAUGAAUAAUGUGUAUUUUAGGUUUUAUCCGUUAGAUUGAAGAGAUUCUUAGAUAUGUGCGAGCGUUUCCGUUGAUUGUUGAAUAUGCUUUGGUCCCUGAAUGUAUACAGACAGAUACGUUCUUGGGUUUUAUAAAAUUUGUUAAUAUUAUUGCUAUAUUAUACAUUUCUUGCAUGUCAUUUCCCCACAAAAUAAAUUGGGAGUUCCAUUAAUGUUAUUGAUUGACUGUUAAGUUAUAUACGAAGAUUCAUCGCAUUUUUAUAUAUACCAUACGUCUGAAGUUUCUACCGGUUGCUUACAGAACUAUAAAUGAAUAUUUCAGUAUGUUUUCCGUCAGUAUUUCCUCGCCAUCGAAAAUUCAUGUUAACCUUUAGGCCUCUCAUGAAAUGAUCUGUCCAUAGGUCUUGAAUGUGUGAUGUUUCGUUUAGUCGUUAGUUUAAUGAAAUACAGUUAGUAAUGUUCGGAGAUACGGUCAGCAGUUGAUGUUAGUUGCUAAAGAUUAAAGAGUCGUUUAGAAAAUAGCCGUUGCGAGAGUGGUAGUCUCUUCAACGCUGGCUUUAGUGGAUUUUGCACGCUGAAAUUAAAAAUAAUGAAAAAAAAAAACAAACUAUUUUUAUUCCAACCCUAUACUUAUAAACGAUAAUAGAUAGAGGUUACACUACAAGUUUUAAAAAGAAACGAUUUACAUUGUAUUUUUUUAAUGAUUAUAAAAAUUGUUUGUAUAUAUAUAACUCGUAUUAGUUGUAAAAGGCGCGAGUAUGUUGUAAAUAGUCGACUGAGGAUGUCUCGGAGUAUUUAAACGCUCUGCAGGAUGGACUGUAGUUAAGUCAAACGCUGUAUUUAAAUUUGCUUUAUUGUUUAUCGUUGAAUAUAAUCGAACAAAAUGGCUGGAUCGUGUAGUUAGACUAGACUGCGGGACUGUUAGACAGAGUGCCAGCGAAUGUGACUAAUUCCUAGUAAUUAUAAUAUAGUAUUUUGUACAAGGCUACUUUUACUACAUUUGUGUAUAGAUGUUCUAUGAGCUGUUUAAUUAAUUAUUGUGAAUACUUAUUCAGUAAUUUACUCCAUUUAUUAGAUAUGAAAUUAUAUUAUGAUUCUGAUAUUGUAAAUAUACUGUAAACAGAAUGUCCAUUGUAGCUUAUGUUGACCACAUGGUUCCUCGUACCCAAUAAAUGCAAAAUUACUCGAA